UGUCAGGGUUACAUUUCCGCGUUAAGUUGUAUUAUAAAGAGCUGCUGGGGGGAGAGAACCUUUAAAGUCACCAUCACCUGCUGCGUUCACCUGCUUGCAUCUAUCAACGUGAGCAUGUUCGUCAUUUUAACCUGACGCGACACUUUUAUCUAAUUGGUUAGAAGCAGGCAGAGGGGUGGGUUUGACAGAGGAUUUCCUGAAAUCCUAUUGGCUGAGGACGGCUUGGAGUGCCGUGACGCAUAUUGGAAUUCCCGAAGUUACCAAGUUCACAGGGACAAGAGGAGCGUCUUUCUUGCGAAAUAAGUUGAUUAUUUUUUUUUUACCGCGAUUGCAUCCAAAAGAAGCAGGGAUUGUUUAAAAAAAAAAAACACUGAAAGUGUCCCUGCUGCGCCAACUCGAGCCUGAAAGGGGCGAUGUCGGACAACAGCAACAGCACCGGCAGCAGUGGCUCCUCGACCAACAGCUGGACCCUCCUCUCGCCCGAGGAAGCGGCUGGCGACAACGUGGGGCCAGUGGAUGACGGCACGGAGAGCCUGGGCGACGCCCCUAGUCUGUCUGAGGACAUGGCAGCAGGUGUAGCUAUGGAGUUCAAGCCAAGUGACAUUCCAGUAGAGAGUGUCUUAUCAGAGGAAGGCCACCAGGUGUGUCAAGAGACCUCCCCAGAGUCCGGUGAGGGUCUCAUCCCCUCCAUUCCAAGCCCACCCAGCUCCCAUCCACCAGAACCGGACACAGAGAGCCAGGCUCCCAUCAUUCACGACAUUGUAACAAGCUCACCCAGUGACAACGAGCACCUGUGCAGCGUGCCCUUUGUCUCUAGCAUCGAUUUCCUGGUGUCCCAGGAUAUCGCUGCCACUGAUGCAGAUGAGCCGGAGGAGACCCUUCUUGAUGCCCCCCUGACAGAAAGGCCAGUCAUUGAGGAACCAGAGGCUGACACCCCGGUCAGACUCUCUGAAGAGCCACAGGUGGACGUCCCCACUGAGACCACCACAGUUUCUGAGGUUCCCAGCCUUGUAGAACCAGCAAGGCCGGAAGCAGAAAGCCCUGCUGAUGAGGACCUUGUCCCGGAAACAGUUGGCUCUGCAGAGGAGGAGCCUUGUGUGGAGGAGGAGGAGGAGGAGCAGGAGGAGUUAGAGAUGCAGGAGGAAGAGAAGGAAGAUGAAGAAUCCCCCGUUAGCUUUCACGUCGAUGUUUCAAGUGACCAUGAUGAUGGACUCCGGAGGAGGGCUAUGCAAUCCUCUGACACGCCAAGGCCAAAAGUGUCGGAUGAGGAAGACGAGGAAGAAGAGGAGGAGGCUGACGAGGGGAAGUUCAGGCUGGUGGAGAAAAAGGAGGACAAGGCAUGGUGGUCCAUAAACAAGUGCGUGGUGGGGGCUGCCAUCCUGCUCUUUUUGGGCUCCCUCUUCCUCUCUGGAGAAUUUGACGCCUCCGACGGGAGCGAACAAAGCCAGAGCCAGGACUUGCCUAGCAGUACCAAUCGACAGGAAAUAAUGGAGCUGUUAGACAAACUGAUGCAGGAAAACAAACGUAUCACUCUUCUUGAGUCGUACCUGCAAUCUCGGAUGAAGGAGAUUGACGCAGCGGUGGCGAGCAGCGACAUCCACGAGAAAGCAGAGCUGGAAAGUGCAAGCGCGACUUUAAGGAAGGAGCUGUUGUCUGUGCCGCACUUGAAGAAAGAAGUGGAAAGUCUGCGGGCCAUUGUGACGGAACUCGACCUGCUCGCAGCUGACCUGGAAUCCAGCGAAACCCAGCCAGCACCGUCAAGCUUGUCCCCUGGUUCUGUUGAACCAGAGAAGGACAAGGUGAAGGAGGAGCUAUACAGGCAGAAGCUUCUCCUGUACAACAGCAAGAAGAGGCUGCAAGGGAUAAAAAACGAUGGCGUCUACCGCAGGGUUGUGACUGAUAGCCUGGAGGCGAUCCGGAAGGAGGCCUCUGAGAAGGUGAAGUGGUGGGGCAAAAAGAAGCCGCAGAAAGAGGGAACAUCUCCAAAGUCCAACUCUCACAAGGAAUCAUGGCGGAAGAACCAGGAUGAGUGGGAGACCAAGAAACAGGAGCGCCGCCGGGAUAGGGAGGAGAGGAGGAAGGAGAAACCAUGGCACAGUCAAGCUUCCCAACAGCAGCAGCAUUCCCGCAAGCCUCAUCCUACCAACGCAGGCGACUUCUGGAGAGACCAAGAGCAGAAGCUGAAACGCAACAUCCGUCCCCGGACAUCCUGCACCUCGAUGGAGGAUUGCGCCGCCGAGGAAGGCCUCUACCCGGUGGAGCUACUCGAAUUCGAAGAACUGCUGGAUGGCUACCUGAGCAAGUUAGAGAGGACGCCGCCCUCCAGCAAGGACGCCAUCCGGAGGCUGGCCUCCGCCUUCUUCACAAAUGGCGUCUUCGUGCACGAACAGGUGAUGUUCGCCGACUUCGUUGACGACGUGGCGGACAUCCUGGAGGACAUGGUGGACGUGGUGGAGGACGGCCGGCGCAAGGGCGAUGACUCCCUGGAGGAGGAGAUGGAGGAGUUCGAGAGGGAGGCCAUGUGGAAGUUUGCCAACACGGUCUGAGCCAGAUUCCACACUUGGGGUGGGGUGGGAGGUGUGGAUUUUGGGAUCUGUAAUUGUAGUCCACACACAUCCCUCUGAGUCUAUCGUCAUACGCUCCACUUGUUCUAAGUUGUGGUUUGUUCUCCACUAAUGUUCUGUGUGGACUUUUGUUCACCUUGUUCCUCUUCCUGCUGCUGCUUACCUGCUGCAUGUCAAGUCAUCAAAUUUGGACAGAUCCUUGGAGCGCUUAACAAAUAAGCUAGGGCGAGUGCGCUCAAUCCCAGUGUUUUCCCUGUCGAGCCGGUUCGACCAGUUUGAGGAGGCCAGCCUUUAAUGUACGUGUGCAAACAGGGCAAAGAAUAAUCCACACGGGUGCUCAUAAUCCGAAAAUUUAGUGAAGUGAAAGCUGGACUUGACGUGUUUGACAAAGUGGACAUCAACUACGACAGAAAACUAGUAUUUUUUUUCAAAUGCACCACACUAAGUAGCAUAUGUGAACAAAAGUAUUGGGACACAGGAAGUGCAAAUUCUGAUGACAUGAUUGUAUUUUAUGACUAAGUGACAAUUGUAUAAGAUUGAAAUUUAGUGGUACAAUUGGAGUAGUCCGUGUACAGCUUGUAUAGCGAUAGAUUACUGCUCCCACAGACAUUGGAAGCCCAAAAAAGGGGCUAGUCCCAAUACUUUUGUCUGUUUUUGUUUCUAUUAAGUUGUGUGCACACAAGUAUUGUAGUGUAGUUGUUUGUGUGGCAAGAAAAAGCUGCUUUUUUGGAUAUUUGGUUGAUGAAUGGCACAGUGAGGUUUUGAAGUGAAGAUUAUUUAUUUAGUGCUGCCACACUGCUUUUUUUUCCGGAAAGUAUUGUCAUACAAAUGUGAAUGUGCUCAAUGUUAAGGUCAUCAGUCAUUUCUGCUAAUGUGCCUUUGUUGCUGAAAGUACUACUGCUAAAAGAAAGUAUUAUGCUAAGAGUAUUAGGAGGUUUCAUGGGGAUGAAUGUCAUUUCUUCAAGGAACGUUGUAUUUACACCAAAGGGAUUGAAAGUUAGUCUAAAACAGAUGCAUCUUCCCAAGUUCAGAUUUGUUUCUUUGUGGGACAAUAUUGAGCUAUUUAGUGUUUUCUGAAGUGCAUGUAGUUGAUUUAUUUUUCUUGGCUUAACGCCCUUCCCGGUAAGUCAAUAAAUUAUCACCAAAGCC
This is a messenger RNA of Dunckerocampus dactyliophorus (ringed pipefish), 3713 nucleotides long. RefSeq names its product pre-B-cell leukemia homeobox interacting protein 1a (gene pbxip1a). The record is from RefSeq and is a predicted model, not a curated record. Bases 414 to 2546 code for a protein of 710 amino acids. Lineage: Eukaryota; Metazoa; Chordata; Actinopteri; Syngnathiformes; Syngnathidae. The transcript has 10 exons.